AUGGCUUCCUCUCAGAUCCGCCUCAAAAUCCUCCCCAGUGUUCGUUGCCUAUUUGACAAAGUGGUCCAAGUGAAAGUGGAGGGUCUUGCUCCCCACAAAGCAGUACAGUUAAGGUCCAGGCUGGUUGAUGACAAAGGGGUGCUUUUUAAAGCUUCUGCCCUAUACAAAGCCGAUGAAAGGGGCUUGGUAGACGUGAGUAGCGACCCCUCUCUGGGUGGGAGCUACACUGGAGUGGAGCCCAUGGGUUUACUGUGGGCCAUGGCACCAGAAACUCCACACAAAAAAGUUGUGAAGAAGAACGUGCUGAGCCCGACCCUAAUUGAGAUAGCGGCGCACAACUGCGACACUGGAGAACUCCUAGCUUGUGGAACCAACGAGCGAGGAUACAUGCAGGAGGGCAUGAAGAGAAUCCCUGUGCAAGAGGGAAGAGUGCGAGGAGUUCUGUUUAUCCCUCCAGGAAAGGGUCCAUUUCCUGCGAUUGUGGAUUUAUAUACUUUCGGUGGAGGCCUCAGUGAGCAGAGAGCCAGCCUGUUGGCGAACAAGGGUUUUGUUGUGCUGGCACUGGCCUAUUAUGGCUACCAAGAUUUACCAAAAAACCCCAAACGCUUAGAUUUGGAAUAUUUUGAAGAGGCUGCAAACUACCUACAGAAUCAUCCAGAGGUUUUCCCCGGCAUAGGUGUCUUAUCAAUGUCUCACAGCGGUGCUCUAGGUUUGUCGAUGGCAUCUUUUCUCCCAGGCAUCACAGCGACUGUCUGCAUUAACGGCUGCGUUGCAAACACUGUGAUUCCAUUACAUUACAAAGACAUCGUCAUACCGCCACUCCAACACAACCUACAGAAUGUUCGGAUGGUAGAAUCUGGAAUCAUUGACAUAUGCAACGUCCAUCCGGACCCGACCCUGGAAAAAAACAGAGCGUCUUUAAUUCCAAUUGAACGUGCAAGCUGCCAUUUCCUGUUUGCUGUUUCGGAAGACGACCACAAUUGGACCAGCGCUUUUUUCGCCAAGCGGGCCGCUGAGCUUUUGGAAAAUCACGGCAAGGAAUCGUUCGAAGUAGUGUCUUAUCCAAAUGCCGGUCACCUUUUGGAGGUUCCACACAUGCCGUGUUGCCCAUCUGGCUUCCAUGCAGCAUUGGGAUGUGCUGUGGUGUUUGGUGGUGAGCCAAAAGCCCACUCAGAGGCUCAGCUGGACCUGUGGGAGCGAGUCCAAGAGUUCUUUAAGAAACACUUGAACAGCACCAGUGCUAAUUAA
Messenger RNA from Nerophis lumbriciformis (worm pipefish), 1248 nucleotides. Its product is annotated as acyl-coenzyme A thioesterase 1-like. The record is from RefSeq and is a predicted model, not a curated record. Gene Ontology annotation, molecular function: fatty acyl-CoA hydrolase activity. NCBI's taxonomy places the organism in Eukaryota, Metazoa, Chordata, Actinopteri, Syngnathiformes, Syngnathidae. Gene Ontology annotation, biological process: acyl-CoA metabolic process; fatty acid metabolic process.